AUGAAGAUCUUUGUCGCCGCCCUCGUCGUCGCGUCUGCGGCCGCCGCCGCUGUCCCCGACUGCUCCGUCGCCAACUUUGCGGGUCUCUUGCCCAUCGCGAUGGACGGCAACGGCGUCUUCGCCACGUGCAGCAAGGACAUCAACGAGCCCGUCUCGGCCAUGAUGAACCCCAACUGGAUCCCCAAGAACCUCCAAAUGGUCAAGGACUUUGCCAAGUCAAGCAACUGCAAGAACUUCUACAAGACCGUCACCGACUUUAUGCUCACGGUCAAGCCGCCGUGCAUGCUGCACCAGGCGGGAGCUGACUUGUCGACGGAUUACGCCGGUACGAUUCCGUUCGACACGUCGAUCCAGACGUGGACGGCGUACUAUACGCCAACGUCGGCGCCGACGCCCAAGCCAACAGAUGCACCGACAGCUGCACCGACGGUCGCGCCGACGCUCAAGCCGACGGACGCGCCUACGGCUGCACCGACUGUUGCGCCGACGCCGAACCCGGCGUGCUAA
This is a messenger RNA of Saprolegnia parasitica CBS 223.65, 507 nucleotides long. RefSeq lists its product as hypothetical. NCBI's taxonomy places the organism in Eukaryota, Oomycota, Saprolegniomycetes, Saprolegniales, Saprolegniaceae. The record is from RefSeq and is a predicted model, not a curated record. The transcript has a single exon. Bases 1 to 507 code for a protein of 168 amino acids.